GCUUCGCGUCUGUGACGAUCAAUUUACUCUCCACCAUAGAUUGAGUAAUGGUAACUCGAAACCGCCUUAAUUAGGCCGUCAGUCACGAAAACAAGCCUCACAGUGUGGUAAUAUCAUCGUUAUGACGCAUGUUAGGUUCUGGUGUCUACUUUCCACUCCCUAAAUUGAAGGGAAAACAAAGGCAAACGAACCCCCACCAAAUAACACAGAUCGUCAAAGCUUGUCUGAAUGGAAAGUAUUUGCAAUUGAACUGCCCCAAAACGAAAAUCAACAAGGUAUGUGAAGAAGCAGCAAGAGCUUUGGUGAUUCAAUUGGAUGGAGUCUUGCAACUGUAUUGAGCCACAAUGGCCUCCGGAUGACCUGUUGAUGAAAUAUCAAUAUAUUUCUGAUUUCUUCAUUGCACUUGCUUAUUUCUCGAUCCCCUUAGAGCUUAUAUACUUCGUCAAAAAAUCUGCUGUCUUUCCAUAUAGAUGGGUCCUCGUGCAGUUUGGUGCUUUUAUAGUACUUUGUGGUGCAACUCAUCUUAUUAACUUGUGGACUUUUACGGUGCAUUCAAGAACCGUGGCGUCAGUAAUGACUACUGCAAAAGUUUUGACUGCUGCUGUAUCGUGCAUAACUGCCUUGAUGCUUGUACAUAUCAUUCCUGAUCUAUUGAGUGUAAAAACUAGGGAGUUGUUUUUGAAGAAUAAGGCUGCCGAGCUUGAUAGAGAAAUGGGUUUGAUUCGUACCCAAGAAGAAACAGGUCGACAUGUUCGGAUGCUUACACAUGAGAUCCGAAGCACUUUGGAUAGACAUACAAUACUAAAAACUACUCUUGUUGAAUUGGGUCGGACUUUGGCAUUAGAAGAAUGUGCCUUGUGGAUGCCAACACGUACUGGGUUGGAACUGCAACUUUCCUACACCCUUCGUCAACAGAAUCCAGUCGGGUAUACUGUACCGAUCCAUCAUCCUGUGAUCAAUCAAGUUUUUAGUAGCAAUCGUGCUGUAAAAAUAUCCCCGAAUUGUCCCGUAGCAAGACUACGGCCUGCAGGGAAGUACAUGCCUGGAGAGGUUGUUGCUGUUCGUGUUCCACUCCUGCAUCUCUCGAAUUUCCAUAUUAAUGAUUGGCCUGAACUUUCAACAAAAAUAUACGCUUUGAUGGUUUUGAUGCUCCCUUCGGAUAGUGCAAGGCAAUGGCAUGUCCAUGAGUUGGAGCUCGUUGAAGUGGUUGCUGAUCAGGUGGCUGUUGCUCUUUCGCACGCUGCAAUUUUAGAAGAGUCGAUGAGGGCUAGGGAUCUUCUUAUGGAUCAGAACGUUGCCCUUGAUCUGGCCAGAAGAGAAGCUGAGACAGCGAUCCGUGCUCGAAACGAUUUCUUGGCUGUUAUGAAUCAUGAAAUGAGAACCCCAAUGCAUGCGAUUAUUGCUCUAUCUUCGUUGCUGCAGGAAACUGAGUUGACACCUGAACAGCGUCUGAUGGUUGAAACGGUUCUUAAGAGUAGUAACCUUCUUGCAACUCUAAUCAAUGAUGUUUUGGAUCUUUCAAGGCUUGAAGAUGGCAGCCUUCAACUAGACCUCGGAACUUUUAACCUUUAUGCUGUAUUCAGAGAGGUCCUCAACUUGAUCAAGCCGAUUGCAUCGGUUAAAAAGCUUCAUGUUUCCUUAAAUUUGGCUCCGGACUUGCCGGAAUAUGCUGUUGGUGAUGAGAAGCGCCUGAUGCAAACAAUUUUAAACAUUGUUGGUAAUGCUGUUAAAUUUUCCAAGGAGGGCAGCAUAUCAAUCACUGCUUUUGUUGCAAAACUGGACACACUGAGAGAUUCUAAAGCCCCGGAAUUUCUCCCGGUGCUAAGUGAUAAUCACUUUUAUUUGCGUGUACAGGUGAAAGAUUCAGGUUCCGGGAUUAACCCCCUAGAUAUUCCCAAGUUAUUUACCAAAUUUGCACAAAAUCAAUCAACAGGAACACGAAAUUCUGGUGGCAGCGGACUAGGCCUUGCAAUUUGUAAGAGGUUCGUAAAUCUAAUGGAGGGACAUAUUUGGAUUGAGAGCGAAGGUCUCGGUAAGGGAUGUACUGCUAUCUUAAUUGUAAAACUUGGGAUGCCGGAACGUGUGAACGAAUCAAAACUUCCAUACAUGCCUAAAAUGCCAACUAAUCACGGGCAGACAGCAUUUCCGGGGCUUAAAGUUCUGGUUAUGGAUGAGAAUGGGGUUAGCAGGAUGGUGACUAAGGGGCUUCUUUUGCAUCUAGGGUGUAAUGUGACGAUGGUCGGCUCGAGUGACGAGUGUUUGCGGUUGGUUUCUCACGAGCACAAGGUUGUUUUCAUGGACAUUUGCGUUCCAGGUAUAGAUAGUUACGGAAUCACUAUCAGGAUACAUGAGAAAUUUACAAAAUGCCAUGAAAGGCCGUUAUUAGUGGCACUCACCGGAAAUACGGACAAGGUAACGAAGGAGAACUGCAUGAGGGCAGGUAUGGAUGGUCUUAUAUUGAAACCCGUUUCACUAGAUAAAAUGAGAAGUGUGUUAACAGAUCUUUUGGAGCACCGAGUCUUUUUCGAGGCAAUAUAAAUCCUAAAGAGUAUCUGGUGACCGACUAUGUGAUCGGAUAACAGAUAAAACGAUGAAGCCAAUGAAAGAAAUUCUGUGGAUGGUGUAAUCUGUGUAAAUAGCAUAAAAUUGAGAGCACUACAAUGAAAGUAUAGAAGUUUUUGCAAAGAAUUAGUGAAGGAAAGAAACAAUAGAUCUAUUGAAAAAAAGGGUUGUGCAAAUAGAGGUUGUGGGGGAACUAAGCUUGUUGUAGUUCAGUAACACUAAAACCAUGAUUGGUACGGUUGUACCGGCUAAUAUGCAUCAGUUUGACCUUAAA
This is a messenger RNA of Gossypium raimondii (Peruvian cotton), 2836 nucleotides long. RefSeq names its product ethylene receptor. Gene Ontology annotation, cellular component: endoplasmic reticulum; endoplasmic reticulum membrane. Gene Ontology annotation, biological process: response to ethylene; phosphorylation; phosphorelay signal transduction system. Bases 316 to 2538 code for a protein of 740 amino acids. Gene Ontology annotation, molecular function: phosphorelay sensor kinase activity; protein binding; ethylene receptor activity. Lineage: Eukaryota; Viridiplantae; Streptophyta; Magnoliopsida; Malvales; Malvaceae. The record is from RefSeq and is a predicted model, not a curated record. The transcript is spliced from 7 exons.